Molecule: messenger RNA, 1932 nt
Organism: Dendronephthya gigantea
Lineage: Eukaryota; Metazoa; Cnidaria; Anthozoa; Malacalcyonacea; Nephtheidae
Product: ATP-dependent DNA helicase Q-like 4B
Exons: 1
Coding region: 1-1932 (643 amino acids)
Biological process (GO): double-strand break repair via homologous recombination; DNA replication
Cellular component (GO): nucleus; RecQ family helicase-topoisomerase III complex; chromosome
Molecular function (GO): four-way junction helicase activity; ATP binding; nucleic acid binding
Source: RefSeq, a predicted model, not a curated record
AUGGCGGAUGCGAAAGCAGUAACAGUGUAUUCUGAAAACGAAAUUAGAGAAAUAUUAGUCAAGGUUGAAAAGAUUCCGUAUUUUGAAAAGGAUAAAAUAUUUAACUACAAAGUUAGUGCUUUAAAUACUGUGGCAAAUUUAACGUGUAGCAGCAGUUUCGAAUCAGCGACAAAGUUUGGUUUCCUGUUAAUGCAUGUCGGCUUAGAAAACAGCGAAAUAACCGUUUAUAAUGUUGAAGUAGGGAGCAACAGUACACCGCAUAUAAGUCUUGUGAAAAUUCAAAGAACGGCAAAGGACGAUUCUUCUAAUGACAUGCAAUCUGAGCCUUCUGAUGUUCUUUAUAGUACGAAAAAAAGUUCGACUUUGAACAAAGAUGACUUUGGUUCUCUUGAAUCGCUUGUAGAGAAGACAUUAAAUAACAUAUUUAAUCAUCAGUCGUUCAAACCCCUUCAAAAGGAAAUAAUUUCUGCAACCAUGGACUGUAAAAAUGUUCUUGGAGUUCUUGGUACUGGAGGAGGUAAAAGUUUGACAUUCAUGCUGCCUGCUGUUCUUGCUGAUAAGCCUACUAUUGUUGUAGUUCCUACAUUGUCAUUGAUAGAUGAUCUUUUACAUAGAUGUUUAGCUCUUAGCAUUGCAGCUUGCAAAAUUACUGGUGAUGUGCCAGACGAUGCUCGUGAUUCUUCUCUGAGAGAACUCAAUGCAUAUACACUGAUCUUUUGUACACCAGAAAUGUUUGUGAACAAAACUAUAUUAGAUAAAUUCAAGAGUAUCAGUAUUGAAAGAAUUGUAUUCGAUGAAGCCCAUACAAUCUGCAGUUGGGGAAAUACAUUUCGCCCUCAUUACAAAGUUGCUGCAAUUGAGUUGGCAAAAUUCCCUUGUCCUAAGUUGUUGCUAAGUGCAACAAUACCCCACCAGCUGAUAUUGGAGCUGUUGGAAAUGUUUGGUAGGUUGGAAAUAAUUAAAGGAACUGUGUUGCGUUAUAACAUAGUCUUAAGUAUUGAAGAGAAGCCUUUAGGAAAUAAGUUUUAUGACAAGUUAGCUCAAUUUGUACAGAAUAGGAAUGAUGAAUGUGGAAUCAUCUAUGGUGUCUUUCCAUCAGAUGUAUCUAAACUACAUUCAGAAUUAUUAAAAAGAAAUGUCAAGUGUGUGAAGUACCAUAGUCAAUUGUCCCAGCUUGUUAAAGAUGCCAGUUAUCAAAAGUGGACAUCAGGUGAAGUGAAAGUCAUGGUUGCAAAUGCUUCGUUUGGUAUGGGAGUUGACAAUACAAAUGUUCGGUUUGUUAUUCAUGCAAAAAUGCCUACCAAUCUGGAUGAAUAUUUUCAGCAGUGUGGAAGGGCAGGUCGUGAUGGUCAACGUAGCACUUGCAUAUUGUAUUAUAAUUAUGCAGAUAAAACUGCUCUUCUGAAACUCUUUCAUGGAAGUGGUGACUUUGCUAUGCAGUCUGUAAAACUUAACCAGUUAAUUUUAUUUCUGGAAGAUCCUGUUACAUGCCGACAUUCAUCCAUAUUAAAGUAUUAUGGGGAGAAUCAAGAGGGUUACAUGUGUGGUGAAAGCUGUGACAAUUGUAAGCACCGGGGCACAUACAUCAAGACGGAUGGGACGUCUGAUGCAUUUAAAGUUGUUCAAGCAGUGUUGGAAUUGUCUGGGACAAAAAUUAAUUGCCAAACAUUAAAACUUUUUCUUACCGGGAGUUCAAGAAAAUUCAUCAAAGAUAAUGAACUUGACAAAUUCAGUACAUUUGGUUGUUUACAAAAGGCAUUUAAGCCUGUUAUUUUGCUUGACAAGUUCCUACAUUCCCUCAUUGUCAAUGAUGUGUUACUGGAGACUGUUGAGGUUAAAAAUACUACCUUUUCAGUAAAUGUUUAUCCUGGCUCAAAGGCCCAUCUUGUGCUGAAGCUGGAGAACGAUGUUGAGAAGUAUUGUAAGGUAUAA